This is a messenger RNA of Diabrotica virgifera virgifera (western corn rootworm), 777 nucleotides long. Its product is annotated as putative nuclease HARBI1. Lineage: Eukaryota; Metazoa; Arthropoda; Insecta; Coleoptera; Chrysomelidae. The transcript is spliced from 4 exons. The record is from RefSeq and is a predicted model, not a curated record. Bases 1 to 777 code for a protein of 258 amino acids.
AUGGAAAAUAAUUUAUUAACAGAAUUAUUAACUGUAGAUGGAGAUUUUCAGAAUUUUACCCGUCUGCCAUUUGAAAAAUUCGUAGAAUUGCACGAAAAGAUUGCUCCUUUGAUAACUAAACAAGAGACGCACAUGAGAAGUUCGAUAAGUUCAAAACUUCGUCUUGCGGUUACUUUACGAUACCUGGCAAGUGGAAAUUCAUACAAGUCACUUGAAUUUCUAAGCAGAAUAUCACGAAUUACAAUAGGAAAUUUCGUACCAGAAGUAUGUCAUGCAAUUGUCAUCGUCUUGAAAGAUAAGUUUCUGAAGGUGCCAUCUAGUAAAGAAGAAUGGCAAAAGAUUUCAUCCGAGUUCAAAGAAAAAUGGCACUUUCCACAUGCUAUAGGAGCUUUGGACGGCAAGCAUGUAGCUAUUCGAGCACCUGCGAAUGAGGGAUCCUACUACUACAACUACAAAGGAUUCCACAGUCUUGUUCUUUUGGCUCUGGUAGAUGCCAAUUACAAAUUCAUUUAUGUUGACUGUGGUGGAAAUGGAAGAAUAUCUGAUGGAGGAGUAUAUAGAAAUAGCUCAUUAUAUGCAGCUGUUAAUGUUAAUAAUGUCUUACAAAUUCCUCCUCCUGAACCUUUACCAGGAAAGAGGAACCCUCUACCUUAUUGCAUUAUUGUCUACUGCGAUCGAAGUGGUAUGAUUCACAACGAAGAAAAGGUGACAGUCAAACCACGCCUACCUAACAGUCGCUGCGAUAACAGUGAACUGCUAUGUGAAACGGCCGCUUAA